AUUCAAUCGUAUUUGUGUUCAACACGUGUUUAAAUCAAAUCAUUAUUAUUAUCAAUAUUUUCUAAUUUUCUAUUCAUUUCAAAACAAUUCAUUAAUUUAUUACACAUUCAACUCAUUAUCACAUAUAAUGGCAAAUGAUGUCAACAAACAGGUGUCUGAGUUUAAGGAGCAGAUCAAGAAGGAGGCGGAAGCGCUGGUCCUCAAGACUUUCCCACAAAAGAUACUCGACUUACAGGCCUUACUCACGAGCAGUAAAUUCACGAUCAAGAAGUUGUCGGACAUCUGCACCGAUAUCAACAUUCCAGUGCCCGAACACCCCUUCCUCGACAACAACCACACGGACGCCGCACAG
This is a messenger RNA of Oppiella nova, 352 nucleotides long. The record is from the annotation of a GenBank genome assembly. NCBI's taxonomy places the organism in Eukaryota, Metazoa, Arthropoda, Arachnida, Sarcoptiformes, Oppiidae.